This is a messenger RNA of Fonsecaea pedrosoi CBS 271.37, 1647 nucleotides long. RefSeq lists its product as uncharacterized. Bases 1 to 1647 code for a protein of 548 amino acids. The transcript has 6 exons. Gene Ontology annotation, molecular function: iron ion binding; oxidoreductase activity, acting on paired donors, with incorporation or reduction of molecular oxygen; heme binding. Lineage: Eukaryota; Fungi; Ascomycota; Eurotiomycetes; Chaetothyriales; Herpotrichiellaceae. The record is from RefSeq and is a predicted model, not a curated record.
AUGAAUGAGACAUUGAUUUCACUUGCCAGCAAGCUGGCUCUGGCAUCCGCCGCGGUGUUUGUUCUUGUCCUCGCUCGAUAUGCUGCCGCCAGUCGUCGACCUCGAGGGUUUCCCCCAGGGCCGCCAACACUGCCAGUCAUUGGCAAUCUACACCAGCUUCCUCUCACAAAGCCUUUCAUCAAAUUUCAUGAGUGGAGCAAAUUGUACGGCCCUGUGGUGGGUCUCAAGCUGGGUCCUCAGAACGUCGUGGUAUUGAACAACUACAAGAGUGUGAAAGAACUCUUUGACAAGCGCGGAGCUCUCUACUCGAGUCGUCCAGACAGCUAUGUGGGCAAUCAACUCCUCUGCCCCAACGAAACGCACAUCCUCCUGGUCCCCUAUGGUCCGGGGUGGAGGGCCCUCCGGAAAGCCGUCCAGGCCAUGUUGAACGUGACGGCCGUGGACCGCCUGUUGCCCGUGCAGGAAGCCGAAGCGGCGCAGACGCUGUUCGAGCUGAUGACGACGCCGCAAAAGUGUUUCACGCACAUCCGCCGGUACUCGACGGCCGUCAUCCUCGCGUCCGUGUUUGGCCAGAGAGGCGCGAGCUACGAGGCCCCGAAAGUCCAAGCCCUGUACCACGCGCAGGAGCAGUUCACCACGAUCCUCGCGCCGGGAGCCACACCGCCCGUGGAUGCGUUUCCUCUUUUCAAAUAUAUCCCGGCGUUCUUGGCCCCUUGGAAACGCUGGGCGGCGCGGAUUCGACAGGAGCAGCGGACGCUGUAUUCCAACUUGCUCAAUGAGACGGUGGCACGGGGUCGAAGGCAGGACAGGAUUCCUUGCUUCAUGGACAAGCUGCUGGAGGGGAAGGAGAAGAGCGGGCUCGACGACGAACAAAUUGUAUACACGGGGGGGAUUUUGAUGGAAGCAGGAUCCGACACAACAUCUUCGACCCUCCACUCGUUCGUGCUCGCCAUGAUCAUGUACCCCGAAGUCCUGAAACGGGCACAGGCAGAGCUAGACCAAGUGUGCGGGGCCUCGAGGUCUCCUAGCUCCCAUGAUAUCAGGAACCUUCCCUACAUGCAAGCAGUGAUGACAGAGACACUACGAUGGCGACCAGUCGCCCCCAACGGCGUCCCCCACAUGCUGAUCCAAGACGACGUCUACGACGGCUACGUCCUCCCCAAAGGCACCAUCGUGUUUGCCAACACCUGGUCCAUCCACCAGGACGUGUCGGAGUACGACAGACCCGAGGAGUUCAUUCCCGAGAGGUUCCUCGACGACAAGUUUGGUAGUAAGAACAAGAGCAACACCCAGGCUUUGCGCGAUGAUGACGACAAUAACAACGAUGUCGACGACGACGACGAGAAUCGCCGACGGGUGACUUAUAGCUUUGGAGCCGGGAGGCGCGUCUGUCCCGGUCAGCGGCUCGCUGAGAAUUCUCUGAUGAUCAACAUGUCCAAGAUGGCCUGGGCGUUCGACAUCAAAGCCGACCCGGCCGCGGGGGCGGCGCCGCCAGACGCGAACGUCGAGACGGGAUACUCUGAUGGCUUCGUGUUUGGGCCGAAUCCGUUCUCGGCGUCGUUUUGCGUCAGGUCGCGGCAGCAUGAAGACACGAUACGGAGGGAGUUUGAUGAGGCGAGGACGGUUCUUCAAAAGUACGAGGACUAA